GUUUGGUACUGUACAUAGCUCAGUUAUGUUUUCGAGACUUAGAACUGGCACCCAUGUACUGACCCAUCUGUGUGUAGAAAAGGUAGUUCAUGCCUAUUGAUUAUAUUUAUUUAUAUAUUAUAUGUACAUUCCUUUUUUUUCUGGAAAGUGUUUGAUUAAUUUAAACGCAAAUUGAUAACUGUUUCAGCUUCAACCAAUAAAACGUAAUACUGUAACUGUUCCCGAAAUCCAGUAGAUGGCGCUCAAGGAUAAUGUUUGAAAAAAUAUAUCUGAGAUUGGACUGCACAAUAUAGCCUACAGGUCUAUCCCUGACGUAUUAGUUGUAUACAAAUACUCAGACUCAUGUCAAAUGUCAUGCAAUUUUAAAUUAAACUGAAACAACAAAUGUGCCCGCUAAGGAAGUACUAGGAAAAAAAAAAGUUAUAGGCUACUUCUGUCAUCCACUGUAGACUGCUUGCCAUUAAUUAGCACUCCGAGAACUAAUUAUUUGCUUGGUAUUAAUCUGCCUAUAUGUCUAGCGCUCUGUAGUGCUUUUGCCAUAUCCCUGUCUGUGUGUUACAGUGCGGUGGUUUGGUGACAGUAAUGGCCUUUAUGCUCUACAGAUGAGCCGAGUUUAAAGGCUCGUGUAAUGCAUGUUAAUGUUGGCGCCCAGUGACCCAGUCGGUGCAGCUCGAGAGCGCCUGGAUUAUUUUUUUCCCACUAAACAUUUGUAUUCUUGGGUUGGAGUAACGCGGCUGAUCCCGGAUAGCUUCGCGCUAAUCCUCCACUCCGUUAAUUAAAAACGAAGAAGUCGAGAGUAGUGGAACUCAUUGUAAUUUUUUUUUAGGAAUGUAAUCAUUUCGGUUGGAGCUUAACCAUCUGCUUGAGGUUAAGUCUGGCGACAGAUUGUGUUCAGGGUUGUCGAAAUCUACGCGGUUGAUUUUUACUCUUCUGCAGGUGCGAUGGAAGGAUUCAGUGAGUUCAUUUAUCAUCAUCUACCGCCUCCCGUGCUUUUAUAAUUAACUAAAUUUGAAGAGAUAUUCUCCAAAGCGUGCGCGCGCGUGCGUGCACACGGUGGUGUACGUGUGCGCGCUCGAAAAAGAGAGACAGAGAGAGAGAAAGAGACACUAGCGUGCUGACAAGACCGUGCCCUCAAAUGAGUUUUUUUUUUUUUUUGGUAACAAGGGCUUAGGAAGAUUAUCACUCAAAUUUAGAAUUGCACACUAUCAAAGAUUUCAGAUAUUCAGGGACGCAUGACUUAAUUCUGUCUCAUCAAAACAAUAACCGUAUAACCGUCUUAAUUCAUAAUCUCAUAAAUCACCGUUCUCUCUGUAAUCUCAUGGGAAGGAUUACUGGCAAAAUACAUAAAUACAUAAACACCGCUAUAAAACAGUUUAUGUUUAUGUAUUCUUGUAUUUUGUCAAUCCUCAGCACUGAAUUUUAGGGUGUUUGCUCGGAUUAUAAAGUCAAGGUCUCCGAAGGGGAGACAAAAAAACAGAACACCCCAUUACUUCCAGAUCUUGUCAGGUUGAUUAAAGUACGUUUUUCAGCGCGGCGGUGAGCGGGUUAAUGGUGUAUAUACAGUAAUUAUGUUCAGCACUCUAAGGUCGCCGUCGGCCAAUAAAGAUGCCUUACGACGCCCCCCUCCCCCCUUCUCCAUUCUUCCAGACCCUCUUCUCACCCAUUCCUCAAAAACCUCCAAUACGCUGUAAAAUCAAAGUGCGAGCCUCCCCCUGCUCACACACAACGCACCCACCCACCCACACACACACACACGCGCGCGCGCGGGGAGCACAGCGCUGAGAGACACCUCGCGCCUCUCUGAAGGAUCUUGCCAUUUUUUUCUGAAAUUAUUUAUUCAGAGGUUCCACGUAGACAUGAUGCCAUAAUGCCAACUAUUAAACAUCUUAUUUAUUUUUAAACUAUUUUUCACUUUUCACAACUUAUGCGUCUGGCCACCUAGGAUUUUGGGCAUAAACGAGAUGGAUCAAGGGCUCGAGAGGAGGCAAUGGACAUCAGCGUGGUCAGCUUUUCGCCUGCUUAUGUGUAUGUGCGCGCUGGACCGGGUGCUCGCCCAGAUUCGCUACUCUGUUCUCGAGGAGCGCGAGCACGGCGCAUUUGUCGGUAACAUUGCGGAGGACUUAGGCUUGGAUGUCGCCAGGUUAUCCGCCAGGCGAUUCCGCAUAGUGUCCGGAGCUAGGAAACAGUAUUUAGAGGUCAAUUUGGAAAACGGGAUUUUGUUUGUGAACGAGAAAAUCGACCGAGAGGAGUUAUGCGAACAGAGUCCGGUUUGUUUCUUGCACUUGCAGGUGGUCAUUGAAAACCCACUGGAACUGUACCGAAUGGAAGUUGAGAUCAUAGACGUUAACGACAACGCUCCAAGCUUUCCGUGGAGCGAGUUCAAUCUAGAGAUAACCGAGUCUGCCGCGCCGGGCUCACGGUUCCCGCUCGAGAGCGCGCAAGAUCUAGACGCGGGAUCCAACUCGCUCCGCUCCUACCUGCUGAGUGCUAACCAACACUUUGUGCUGGACGUGCAGACACGCAACGACGGGAGCAAGUUCGCAGAACUCGUGCUGGAGUCUCCCUUAGACCGGGAGAAGCAGAAAAUGCACGAAAUGGUCCUAACCGCUGUGGACGGCGGCUCUCCUCUGCGCUCGGGCACUGCUCAGAUCAUGGUUACAGUACUGGAUGCGAACGAUAAUGUCCCUGUAUUCGACAGAUCCGUUUACCGGGUGAGCCUGGUGGAGAACGCACCGAGAGGAACGCUUGUGCUCAAGCUCAACGCCACGGAUCUGGACGAAGGCUCUAACGGCGAGAUCGUCUAUUCAUUCAGCGGCCAUGCGCCCUUGAAAGUGCGCGAGCUGUUCAGUGUAGAUUCUUUUUCGGGCGAAAUUCGGGUGAAAGGGAUUGUAGACUACGAAAAAGCCAGCGUCUACGAGCUCUAUGUGCAGGCUAAAGACAAGGGUCCCUCUGCUGUGGCCGUGCACUGUAAAGUGCUUGUCGAUAUACUGGACGUGAACGACAACGCGCCAGAGGUCAUCCUGACCUCUGUCUCCACACCUGUUCAGGAAGACGCGCCUCCGGGGACCGUGAUAGCUGUGAUCAGUGUCAUGGAUCGUGACUCCGGGGAAAACGGAGCAGUGGACUGUCAGAUCCCCAGCCACGUCCCCUUUAGGCUUCACUCGUCCUUUAAAAACUACUACACUCUGGCGACUAGCGAAUUUCUGGACAGAGAGUCGGUAGCCGAAUACAACAUCACUCUCACGGCGCGCGAUUUAGGCUCACCACCGCUCUCCACCGGGAAAACUAUUCAUGUUCUUGUGUCGGAUGUUAAUGACAAUCCUCCGCGCUUCCUUCAGCCGUCCUACACCGUCUAUGUGACCGAGAAUAACGCACCGGGCGCUUCCAUUUGUUCUGUGAGCGCAGUUGAUCCGGACUCUAACCAGAACGCUUAUCUAUCCUACUCUAUUCUGGAGGGUCAGAUAAGGGGCAUGCCUGUGUCCACGUAUGUUUCUAUUAACUCGGACAAUGGCAACAUUUACGCUCUUCGCUCCUUCGACUACGAGCAGCUCCGCAACUUUCAGAUCCGAGUUCAGGCGCGGGACGCCGGUUUCCCGCCGCUGAGCGGAAACGUGACUGUCAGCGUGUUUGUGUUGGACCAGAACGACAACGCACCACUAGUCGUUUCCCCGCUGCCGAAGAACGGCACGGCGGCUACUGAGACGGUGCCGAGGUCGGCGGACGCAGGCUACCUCGUAGCAAAAAUUACAGCACUGGACGCGGACGCCGGACAAAACUCUCGCCUCUCGUACCAAGUGCUGCACGCCACUGACCCGGGGCUUUUCAGCAUCGCGCUUUACACGGGUGAAAUUCGGACCAUCCGCCGCUUUGUAGACAAAGACGCCACAAGGCACAGACUCGUUAUACUGGUCAAGGACAAUGGGCAACCCUCUCUAUCGGCCACCGUAUCCCUCAUUCUGACGCUAGUGGACGGCGUGCCGGAGUCGCUGUCAGACCUGGAUGACCAUGCUCUCAGCCGCCGAGCGCCUUCUAACCUCGCCCUCUAUCUGAUCGUCUCGCUGAGUGUGGUAUCGCUCAUCUUCCUAGUAGCCAUCAUCGUACUGGCGGCACUGAAGUGCUACAAAGACCGGGACUGUCCUGGAGGUUUCGGUCUGUCCUCUAUUGGUGCUGCGUGCUGCACUCUCGAAUCCGAGCCGCCCGCCGAAGCAUGCAAAAAGUCCAACUUGAAUCUGCAGAUUUCAACCGGGACGAAGGUGCCCACGAACUGUGUGGAGAGCAGUACCGGAACCACGGCUCAGAACUACUGCUACAAGGUGUGCCUAACACCCGAAUCAGCCAAGAGUGACUUCAUGUUCAUGAAGUCGUACAGUCCGAGCACGCCGAGAAAUAACGCGGCUAAAGAGGCUGAAAAUCUGGCGUGGAGCUCACAGAGCCGCGGCCCUUCAGCGAAUAACGGAGCGACAACUCCUAACGAGUUAAAACAAGACAAUACUAACUGGGCUCUUACUAAGAACCAAACUUCAACUUUGAAAAGUUAUAACUCAAUUAAUAUGGAUGGCACCCUCAUGAGGAAGGUCAUGCAGACUGAUUCUGAAAACUAUGUAAGUCCAGUGGCUGCAGGACAGUACUGGACGUGGGGAACACGAAUGAGAGAGUGCAAGAUGUCUUCCCCUGUGACGGGCCUCCCUGAGCGGGCAUGGACACCCCGCUACACCCCAACAAAAACUCCCCAACAGCAGCAGCCUUCAGGUCAGUCACAUGGUCAUCCUCCACCUGACUACCAACAUAAUGUCUACAUCCCUGGGACUCCAUCUGCCCUCUGUACUCUCCGGCCCAGUAAUCGCAGUGAGCUGGAUGUCCACAACACUUUCUCCACCUUUGGCAAGAAGCGCAAGUUCAUCUCUCCCAGCAGUUAUGACCUAAGGGAUGAAACAGGUACUGAGGUCAUCAAUAAUGACCUGUAUAAUGAAUAGUGAAGAAGAUUGGAGAGAGACUGCAACAGCAUGCCAGAUGGACAGAACAUGUGGAGGGGAAGCAAAUGUGGUGAAAGGAAAAAGCAGUGAAGCAGAGAAGAACCUAGAAGACCAGACAUAUUAAUUGCAACCAAAGCAGAGCCUAUUUAUCCAAACCAUACUGCUCUAAUUUUACAGCUCCAUUAUGUUCCUGAACAGGGUGGUAUACUUCCCAUGACCCAAUGUGCCCUUAGAGACACUUUUGGUUUAUGUCUGUCAUGUUUGUAUGUUUGUGGCACAUAAAGCAUGAGCCAGAAUAAGAAAGCUUUAACCUCCAGUAGGGAUUGGAAGAACUGGCUUAGUGUCAGAGAUUAACAUCUAACAGUUAAGGCCAUCUAGAUGAACCUGAACAUAGAAUGAUAAAUUAAGGAAGGUGGGAGGUCUGGUUACCAUUUGUGCAAUGUUUCACAUAUCUUUGUCAGUUCUCCAGUUUUUUUUUUUGCAAAAACAUGAUGGUAGGUGAAUUGCCUAGUCUAAGAUUUAAAAAUGCCUCUAUAAAUAUUCCUAGGUGUAAAUGAGUGUUCCAGUAUAAAAGCUCUAGAUCUACCAUGAUCCUGACCAGAGAAAAGUGGUUACCCUGAGUAAGGAUGAAUGAGCGAAUGAAUAAAUGAAAUUAAGAAAGGAAAAUUGAAGUUAUAAUUUUUUAUUAUACAACAUGUUGAUAGUGAACAGACUAAUGAUUUGGUUUACACUGAUUACACUCUUAGGAAAAAAAACCUUAAGGAUUCUUUGUUUAUUUAUGAAAGGUUCUAUGCAGACCCUUACAACCUCAUUGUUCCAAUCGGAAAGGGCUCCAAGCAGAACUAAUGGAAGCUAAGAAACUUUGAAGAGCUCAACAAAGUAUCCUUAAUGAACUUAUGAGGGGGUCUUUUUUUCUAAGAGUGUAGUUUAUUCUUCUGUGUGAAUAAUGGGCUGAGGAAUCACUUACUACUGUUUUGUUAGGACAACUUGGUGCAUAGUUCAAAGAUAUGAAGGUCAAUGGUAACAAACAGCAACAGUGAAUCACAUUGACUCCAUGCCAUUAUUAUUAUUGUUAUUAUUAUUAUUAUUAUUAUGCUACAAUUUUUGACAAUCAUAUUAGGUAAACUGUGAGCAUUACAUAUCCUUUGGCCACAGUGUGAAUUUUCUGUCUUAGCAGAAUCAUCAGGCCAUAGCCUUUCAUUGAUUGGUUGCUCAGUUAAAGAGGUGAAUCAGUCUAACAUGGUUAUUGUUCAGUGAACAACAUGUACAAUACUAAUAUGUAUGCAAACUGUGUAACUGACUCACGGCGUCUAGCGCAGUAUAUCACUGUAUAAAUUCUGAAAAUAAAGUAUUUUUUUCUGAGUAUAAUAGACUAUGUCUAUUAUAAAUUAUAUACACUGUCAUUUGUAUUAUGUAUUUUUCUAAGAAAUAAGCUGGGUUACUGUGAGAGUUCUACUUUGACAUCUGAUAUGUGUACCAUUUUAAAAAAAACUUUCAUAUUAAUUUUCCAGUUUUAGUACAUCUUUUUUUAUAUUUAGUGAUAUGUAUUUGGAUGACAGACAUUUUGAACAGUUUUAAUGUUACAGAUGUUUUCUUGAAAUUUAUUUUCUAAUGAUGAUACUAAUUUAUUUCUAUUUGAUGAUGUAUUAAUUAUAUCAACUCUUAUCUUAUUUUUAACAGUGUGAAAGAAAUGAGAAGUGACAGUGGACAUGACAACUUAGACCUUAGACAUGAGAAGGGCUGUCAAAACCCCUGAGAUGAGAUGUCUGUUCUGGUAUCUAAUUUUAUGUUUCUAGGUGCACAGAGGGUUAAAUGGAGUAACACCAGCAGAAAAACAAGUUUAAUAGUAAAAACGAGUUUAAUAAUAAUAUUAUAUAAUAUUAUAUAAUAUAAUAAUAAUGAAGGUAGAUAAUAUUGGAAGCUCCAUGGGGGGCUAAUCACUCCUCUAAAAGAUGCAUUUUUGUAUCAGUCACAUGAUGUGAAUAGAUUGAGUGUUAAUGCAGUUAAUUUAUGCAGGAAUGCCACCAUGCUGUUCCACCAAAAAAAAAAAAAAAAAAAACAA
Pangasianodon hypophthalmus (striped catfish) is the source of this 7035-nucleotide messenger RNA. RefSeq lists its product as uncharacterized. Gene Ontology annotation, biological process: homophilic cell-cell adhesion. The transcript has 4 exons. Gene Ontology annotation, molecular function: calcium ion binding. NCBI's taxonomy places the organism in Eukaryota, Metazoa, Chordata, Actinopteri, Siluriformes, Pangasiidae. The record is from RefSeq and is a predicted model, not a curated record. Gene Ontology annotation, cellular component: plasma membrane. The coding region runs from base 1962 to 4973 and encodes 1003 amino acids.